AUGGACCCUCACUCCCGCUUCUCCCACUUCAACUCCCGGCAGACAAAGGCGGGCCCCCUCGCCUCUUCAUCCCGCUUCAUGGACCCCGCCAAGCUCCCCAUCUCUCUCGACGGCUUCACGUCCAAGAAGGGUUCCAGGACCCAAUCUACAUCGAAGAAGCCAUCUUCUGCGGCUCAGGCUACGCUCUACGUGGAGAGACCGAUAGUCACGAACUCACGAAUCAAGCAAGAUGAGCAAUAUAGGAAGGACAUGCACCUCGCCUUCGUGAAUAACGCUCUCCAGCAAAAGUCAAUGGGCAUCAGUGACGCAUUCGAUGAACUGGUAGACCAGUUUAAUCCAAGGAAGAUCACCCCAGACGCGCCUUCCCCCGCACCUCAGCUGCGAUUGUGGCUACUAGCACUAUCCCAUGUCGUCUCUCGACUGGAGCGUGUUCACUCGUCCCUAGUGGAAGCCAUCGUUACUUUGCCAUGGACGACGAUGGACACGGGUUUCGCCAGGACGUAUACAAACUUCAUUGGCAUGCUGGUCAGUGCAAGGCCGGAAUAUUUGUCUCUCGUAUUGGGGAAGAUAGCCCAGGGGCUAACCUACCAGUCGGGCUUACAAGCAUUGAAUGCCGGUAUGCCCGAAAGCUCCUCGAAGCCCCUCACACGGCGGAUUGUAUACGAUCGCAUCCACUUCCUCUUGCGCCACCUGCUCUCUCUGGUGCCUACCCUCCCUUCUACUCUGCAACCGCUUCUGGCCCGCAACUUUCCGCAUAAACGGCAGGACCAAACUGCGCAGGUCACCUACAUCCGCAACCUCCUCCGGGUAACCGACUACUGCCCCGAAAUUGCGGAUCGGAUUCUAGCCACUGUGAUUGACCGUGCUAUCCAGAUUGAUGUUGAGAUCCAGGUUGAGCUGGAGGAACUAGAGGAGCAGCUGGAAUCACAGGAGCAGAAUGAGAUGUUCGAGCUAGAUCCGUUCGAUACUGUACUGGGUCAGGAAGGGGAUGAAAGCGAUUCAGACGAGGAGGACGGCGAGGAUGACAACUUGAGUGACCUCUCGUCCGACGCUGGGGGUGACCCGGACGACGAAACGGACUGGCAGGUGGACGAGACGACGAACUUUCAACAUAUACAGGGCAUGGUUAACAAGCUCGACUCCAUCCUGAAGAUCAUCUUCGACCACUUUAACCAGACCCAUGCCAUCAACGAUCCCGUACUCAAACUUCUUCCAUCCACUCCAUCCUCACGAUCGGACUCUUCCUACUUUCCUAACGAACCCCCACGAGCCAUCUCACCUGCAACCCUCGAAGAAGGCAAGGCUCUUCGCCGCGCCCAAUUCAACACCCUCCUCUCUAUCUUCGACCGCACGAUCCUCCGCACCUUCAAGUCGCGCUACACGCAAUUCAUCGUCUUCUGGUACUCCUCGCUCGACCCGGAGUUCGCGGACCUCUUCCAGGGCAUGCUCGUCUCCAAGUCGCUGCUCGAGGAGGACCAGCCGGCCGUCACACGCGCCGCCGCGGCGAGCUACAUCGCAUCCUUCGUCUCGCGCGCCCAAUUCGUCGACCGCGACGGCGCGCGGCGCGUCGUCGCCGUGCUCUGCGACUUCUUGCGCGCGCGCCUCGACAUGUUCAUGGCCGCGGCGAAGGCGGGCGUGCAGGGCAUGCACAUGCACGUCGCGCAGCACAGCGUGUUCUACGCGGUCGCGCAGGCCGUGUUCCUCAUCUUCUGCUUCCGCUGGCGCGAUCUGCUGGAGGACGUGGACGAGGUGGACGAGUUUGCGCCCGCUCAGGGUCCACCGAAGAAGUGGAUGCCGGGCCUCGACGUCGUAGAGCGCGUCGUCGCAUCCGAGCUCAACCCGCUCAAGGUCUGCUCGACGAAUGUCGUAAUGCAGUUCGCUCGCGUCGCGCACGCGACAGGGUUCAUUUACUGCUACUCGAUCAUGGAGGCGAACCGCCGCUCAGAGUAUGCGCCAUCGACCCCGGGCGCUGCGAACGGUGCUGCCAGUGGGCGCCUGCCCAAGGGCCUGCGAUUCGAGCACUCGAUGACGGCCGAACUCAACACAUUCUUUCCCUUCGACCCGUACAAGCUCCCGCGCUCGGGCUCGUACAUCCAAGGCGUCUACCGCGAGUGGUCGUCGGUUGCCAUCGACGACGAUGAAGACGAAGAUGACGAUGACGAUGAAGACGAGGAGGAAGACGAGGGCGCGGAUAAUGCGGAGCAUGAGGACAUGGCGUCGUCUCAGCCCGUUGGCAUUCUCGUCAAUGGCGUACGGGCGCCAUCGGAGACGUCAGACGAUGGGCUCGGACAGUCAUUCGGGGGUAUGAGCAUCAGCCCUGCGCGAGCGGCGCAUCUGCAGCAGGUUAUCGUCGCGUAGUGGUCAUUUUCUCUCUCUUUGGGCUACUGAGGCGCAUUCUUACAUCUACUGCUGUGUUCGCUGUGUCGUUGCUACAUGUUCGCUAUAUAUGAUAUACAAUCCUAGGACC
Molecule: messenger RNA, 2467 nt
Organism: Trametes versicolor FP-101664 SS1
Lineage: Eukaryota; Fungi; Basidiomycota; Agaricomycetes; Polyporales; Polyporaceae
Product: RNA polymerase I-specific transcription initiation factor RRN3
Exons: 6
Coding region: 1-2358 (785 amino acids)
Biological process (GO): transcription initiation at RNA polymerase I promoter
Cellular component (GO): nucleus
Molecular function (GO): RNA polymerase I core binding; RNA polymerase I general transcription initiation factor activity
Source: RefSeq, a predicted model, not a curated record